This is a messenger RNA of Rhagoletis zephyria (snowberry fruit fly), 2065 nucleotides long. Its product is annotated as threonine aspartase 1-like. NCBI's taxonomy places the organism in Eukaryota, Metazoa, Arthropoda, Insecta, Diptera, Tephritidae. Gene Ontology annotation, biological process: protein maturation. The record is from RefSeq and is a predicted model, not a curated record. Gene Ontology annotation, cellular component: cytoplasm. Gene Ontology annotation, molecular function: threonine-type endopeptidase activity.
CGUCCGAACGGCCUUUUAACUAAUCGCUUUCAUCAAAGUUGAUCGCCAGCCAACUUUGAGCUCGUUCAACUUUUUUUCCUUGCAACCAUGGCACAAUAAACAGGUAGCAGCAUCGUAGCAAAUACAACAACUGCAUGUAUUUUGUUGUUGCUUGGGGUCCAUAAAGUGUCAAAAGACAAAUGUCAAAUUUGCUGAGUUUGUCAAUUCAAAAGAAAAGCAAAAUUGUCGGCAAGUCAAUAAACUUAUGGGCAUGGUACAAGUCGUUGCGUUGUAGAGCAGAAGCAGCAGAUGUGGCCAAUGCUGUGGAUGGCGGCCGGCCAUGGUGAUCCUUUUCGGACUCACCCAGAAACUACGUAUGUACGUCGUGUAGCUUCUUGGGAAGAAUACAAUUAUGUGAGCUACACGAUUUACUUCGCAUUUUCAUGCGCUUGCUACUGCUGAAUUGUUUCGCGGAUACCAUGGUACAAUGCAAAGAUGCAAUAAUUUGUCUACGCUGCGAUUCUCAAGGAAGAAAGUACAAUACAAAACAACAACAACCAAAAAAGAAAGUACAAUACAUUAUUUUAACGCAAUUGCAAAUAUGGCCGGGUUUGUAGCAGUCCACACUGGUGCUGGAAAUUGCAUAGAUGAAACCAAAUACCAGCGCGUUAUCAAAGAAGCCUGUGUACGAGCCACAGACAUACUUAAAAAUGGUGGUUCCGCAAUGGACGCAGUUGAGGCGGCGAUAAUGCGUCUAGAAAAUUGUGGCAAUACUAAUGCCGGGUUUGGGUCCAACCUCUGUUGGGAUGGGCGAGUGCAAUGUGAUGCAUCCAUAAUGAAUGGUUCGAAUUUACAUUUUGGAGCCUGCACAAACGUGAGUACAGUACGAAAUCCGAUACGACUAGCUCGUUUGAUAUGCGAUGGGCAGUCAACUAUGCUAUCAAUGGAGCGCAUACCGCCAAUGGUAAUGGCUGGUAGUGGCGCGGAAAGGUAUGCUGAAGAACUAGGUUGUACGAUGAUCGACGCCAGCGUCAUAAUUUCUUCCAAGGCGAAAUUCUCAUAUAACCACUAUAAAUCUAAAAUAGCGGCAGUAUCACCCGCAGCAGAAGGAACCACUAGCACAAGUAAUGGAAUGUCGACGAUACCAGUUGUCUCAGCUCAAGUUAGUGCCCUUGAUACUGUUGGAGCAGUGUGUGUUGAUAGUAACGGGAAUACAGCUGCUGGUUGCAGAUCUGGUGGACUAUUAUUGAAGGUGCCAGGACGCGUGGGUCAGGCAGCCACCUAUGGUGCACAAACUUUUAUGUUGGGACAGUAUUUUCAUAGCAUGUUCGUUGUUGGUCGAAAAUCAGGUAUUGCGAAUACGUAAAAAAGGAAAUAACAACUUUAAAAUCCACAGCUUAUCUGAACGCUGUGAAAUUUUGUAAAUUUGUUUGUUAAAUUGCCAAAAUUGAUCUAUUUGUGAAGUUUUUUGUGGCCCUAAAAAGGGCCUUGCAAGCAUUCACUAAAAUAUUAUCUCUGCGAACCUUUUUGGCCCUAAAAAGGGCCUUUAAAGCGUACAUGCUUUUAUUGCAAAUCUGAUCUCUUUGUUUAGUUUUUGCGGCUCUGAAAAGGGCCUUUGAAAUGUUGAAAGUGUUUACUGAAAUUAAAUGAAUUUAUAUUGUUUAUGAAACUGUACGCGGUUUAAAAGUGUCACUCACCAAAAGUACAUAUCUGUGGUUUAAUUAUCGUUGUAUUGGGCUGUGCUGAAAUAAAAAUAUAAUUUAUAUUUAUUUAAGAAGCUUUAAGUCUUUACUUUACCAGAUCAGAGAGUUAUUUUAUUCAACUUUUUGUAGCGCAACAUCCUGUGCUUAGCUUUCUGCACCUGCAGGCGUUUGUUCAAAUGUCUUACGCGGAAAAAUAUGCGGCACUUAAAAAAAAAUCUUUUCACAUUUUCCGGAAGAUCCACAUGUGUGCUUUGGUCGAGUAAGUGGUGUUUUAUAUUACUGCAACGCACGAUUUCGGUUGAAUUUACUGUGUGAAAAACUGCCUCCAGACACUUCACACCAUUGAGGAAAUUAGUAGAGGGUUUUUUCAAAAAUCCCUUUGA